This is a messenger RNA of Hemicordylus capensis (graceful crag lizard), 2328 nucleotides long. RefSeq names its product vomeronasal type-2 receptor 26-like. Bases 1 to 2328 code for a protein of 775 amino acids. Gene Ontology annotation, molecular function: G protein-coupled receptor activity. Lineage: Eukaryota; Metazoa; Chordata; Lepidosauria; Squamata; Cordylidae. Gene Ontology annotation, cellular component: membrane. Gene Ontology annotation, biological process: G protein-coupled receptor signaling pathway. The transcript has 5 exons. The record is from RefSeq and is a predicted model, not a curated record.
AUGAGAAAGAACUACCAGAAUUCUUUGGCCUUCAUUUUUGCUGUGGAGGAGAUCAAUAAGGAUCAACACCUCCUACCUAACAUCACCCUGGGCUUCCACAUUUAUGAUAACUUCUUCCACAGAAGUGUGAACUAUGAUAUUACCCUGUCCCUGCUAUCUGAACAGAAACAAGGCUUCCCUAAUUACAGGUGUGGAAGUCAAUACAAGAUUUCUGCAGUUGUUGGAGGACUGAGCUCUGAAGCUUCUAUCCAGAUAGCCACAAUCUUAGGCCUCUAUAAAACCCCACAGAUCAGUUAUGGAGCAGGUCACGCGGUGCUAAAGGAUAAAACUCAGUUUCCCCCUUUUUACCAAAUGGUUCCAGAUGAAGCCUCUAAGUAUGAAGGGAUAGUAACUUUGUUAAGGUAUUUCAGAUGGACAUGGGUUGGCCUCACUGUUUCAUAUGAUGACAGCGGAGAAGAUUUUGUGCAAGCCCUGCAAACAAUGUUCAGUAGGAAUGGCAUCUGUAUUGCUUUCACAGAAAAGGUGCCACUGAUCCUUUUUCAAAUGAAUGGAUCUAGGAAUCAUAUAUUUUCUAUUCAAGAUAUCCUGGCAGCUCUUACUGUAACUAAAGCCAAUGUGAUUCUUGUAUAUGGGGACACUAGUUCCAUGCAACAUUUAAAAUUAGUGCUAAAUGCAUAUGGACCAUUGACAAAGACAUUCCCAGAGAAGGUUUGGAUCACAACAGGCCAGUGGGACUUGACCACAUCCAUUUUAGUGAACGAUUGGUAUAUCAAACACUUCCACGGUUCCUUAUCCAUAGCAACCCACAAAAAUGAUGUGCCAGGAUUUUCGACCUUCCUCCAGACCUUUAAUCCUUACAAGCACCAACAUUAUUUUACCCUUCAGCAAUUCUGGAGUACUGCAUUUGAGUGUUUUAUGAUGCCAAAUCCUUAUGGAACUUUAAGCAAUCUUACAAAAUGUACAGGGGAAGAAAAGUUGGAGAGUCUUCCAGACACUGAGUUUUCACUUCAUCCAUUUCUGAGGAACAUCCAUUUCAACAACAGUGCCGGGGACGAGAUAUUUUUAAAUGAGAACAUGGAAUUGUCUGUUGGGUAUGACAUUGUUAACUGGAUCAUUUUUCCAAAUAAAUCUUUCACACAAGUGAGGGUUGGAAUGAUAGAUUCCCAGGCUGCCUUAGAUGAAAAGUUUAUCAUUGAGAAAAAUGCCAUUAUAUGGCCAGAGAAAUUCAACCAGACGUUGCCACAUUCUGUUUGUACUAAGAGAUGUCAUCCUGGAUACUACAGAAAAACUCAUGAAGGAAAGCCAUCUUGCUGCUAUGAUUGCUUCCAGUGUCCAGAAGGGACAAUUUCAGACAAAACAGAUGCCUAUCAAUGUGAAAGGUGUGCUGAAGAUAAAUAUCCAAACAAGCAUCAAAACCAAUGUAUCCUUAAAGGCAUAACUUUUCUAGCCUAUGAUGAAUUACUAGGGAUAGGUUUGGCUUCUGCUGCACUUUCUUUUUCUCUACUCACGGCCCUGGUGCUAGGAACUUUUAAGCAUCAUCAGAACACCCCCAUCGUCAGAGCCAACAAUCGGGAUCUUACCUACCUUCUGCUGAUCUCCCUCUUGUUCUGCUUCCUUUGUUCUUUGUUGUUUAUUGGUCGUCCCAGUAGGAUGACCUGCCUUCUUCGACAAACUGCUUUCGGAAUAAUCUUUUCUCUUGCACUUUCUUGUGUGUUGGCCAAAACAAUCACAGUGGUCCUGGCAUUCUUGGCCACAAACCCAGGGAACAAGAUGAAAAAAUGGUUGAGCCAAAGACUGUCUUAUUACAUUAUAGUGUUUUGCUCUAUGAUUCAGCUUAUUAUCUGUAGUAUCUGGCUCAGCACAACUCCUCCAUUCCCAGACCUUGACAUGUUCUCACACGUCGGAAGAAUCCUAGUGAAAUGUAAUGAGGGCUCAGGCACCAUGUUUUACAUUGUCCUGGGUUAUAUGGGCUUUCAGGCCAGCAUAGGCUUCAUGGUGGCUUUCCUAGCCAGGAAGCUGCCUGAUCAUUUCAAUGAAGCCAAGUUUAUCACCUUCAGCAUGUUGAUUUUUUGCAGUGUCUGGGUCUCCUUUGUUCCAAUCCACCUGAGCACCAAGGAAAAAUACAUGGUGGCUGUGGAGAUCUUCUCUAUUUUGGCCUCCAGCUCUGGGUUGUUGGGUUGCAUUUUUGCUCCGAAAAUGUACAUUAUUUUGCUGAGGCCAAAAAUGAACACAAAGGACCACUUUAAGAAAAAAAAAUUAUACAAUGACUCACAGGGAUAUUUUUGCAAUGAUACAAAUUUCUCCAACAGUUCCAGGGAUCUUGGAUAG